Messenger RNA from Diaporthe batatas, 3603 nucleotides. RefSeq lists its product as uncharacterized. The record is from RefSeq and is a predicted model, not a curated record. The transcript is spliced from 2 exons. The coding region runs from base 1 to 3603 and encodes 1200 amino acids. Lineage: Eukaryota; Fungi; Ascomycota; Sordariomycetes; Diaporthales; Diaporthaceae.
AUGGAGUCGUACGGCAUCCCCCAGGGCGGCUACCAGCUGCCCGUCCAGCGGCGGCUCAGCAGGCUCUACAACGACACCAAAAAGUCCUCCGACUUCGUCAAGGAACCAGUCCAAAACGCCGAGGACCCGGGUAUCAAGUCCCUCCACCGGAAACUGAAGAUCCAGAAUGACCGUCUCGUCACCUGGGGCCUGGAAUGGUCCGACCCUGGCCACCAGGACAUUAUCGAUGACUCCCUAUCAAAGGCGGGGCUCAGCGAGGUCGUCGGGAGUAUCAUGUCAACCAUCAAGGAGAUCCUGGCCGAGGCGGAACCAUUAUGGGCCAGUUCCAGAAGGCAAGCUGGCAGUCUCCCGCCCAUGGGGGACAAGAAGAUCCCCAUUGUGGCUUGGGACAAAGCUCGGUUUGAGGACUUGGUCAGAGAUCUGACCACUUCCAUCGACACUUUAUACGACCUUUCAAGGACAAGAUCAAAUGCUGCAUCAUCAGCAAGAGCAAGACCCUUCCAGGGAGCUUCCACGGAGGAGUUGCGGGCCUUUGAGUCGACCAGAAUGCAGACACCACAGCAGAUUAACCCUCAGACAUUGACCAGUCUGAGAGACAGACAGCCGAUCCCCAUGUCAGAGACGACACCAGACGUCCACUCUCGCGACAUUGUUUACAUGAGCAAACAGGCAUAUUCCGACCUGACUAGGAACAACGGCCGCCCUUACACUGCACUGCUUCUAGAACAUGCCGAAUUUGACCCCAUGUAUUCUGCCACGGGCAUCAUGCCAGACAUGUCCAGGUUCGAGAAGCUCUCUGCCGGGCUGCAGACUGAACCACAGCGCUCCCCGGGCUCCUGGACGGGGCUUCCUCAGCUGCUUGGCUACUUCGAAGACAUGGACAACUCGAGGCUUGGCCUGGUCUACCACUUCCCACCUGGCUUCAACCCCAUCUCUUACGAGCCGCUGACACACAACACUUUGAACACACUCUGCUCCCUUUCCGACCUUCUGGCACGCCCUGACUUCGAGCCUACCCUUGAAGCCAAGUUCCGCCUUGCCUACAACCUGGCCAACACGGUGUUCGACAUGCAUGCUCGAGGAAUCACUCAUGGCAAUCUGACCAUCUCAAGUAUCUCAUUCUGCAAGGCAGUCGGUGUUGAGCCUGGAAUGGGAGCUGGAGAGGUUGACAUCCGGCGGCCACUGAUCUCAUCCUUCGACUUGUUCCCUGAGGCCUUCCAGGAGGGGUCCACACCCACAACUUCUCUUUACCGUCACCCCCUCGACCCAAAGACAACAACGCAGCCAUCCCUGCUGUCAAACCCCGAUUCUAAGGCAUUCGAUGUUUACUCACUCGGAAUGCUCCUGCUCUCCAUCGGCAUGUGGACAAACCUCGAGAACCUCGUCUCCUCACCAUCAGCCACUUCCGUACCUGAGAUCGUCCUUGAGCAAUUGGCCAAGAACUGUGGAACACUGUACAUGAAGGCAGUCCAAACGUGCUGGAAGGCAGUUGAGGAGGAGCUCUCAGCCGGCACAGAGAGCAAUCAAGUCAUGACACGCGUACAGGUCAGCGCCAGCCGCUACCUCGAGGUUUGCGCCAUCCUCGACAGCGUAGGAGGGCUCGAGGAUCGCCUGACUAGCGAUUUGGGAAUACAGUCUUCGUCCAAGCAGGCAAAGGGGCAGAAGUCGGAAAAGACGGUCGCAUCGUCAUCAAAGGAUGAAAAGGCACGGGAGGCAGGCUUCGCCCAGACAGCUCCUCCGACGACUGUGUCGAGGAGCCCGCAGGGGUCAGCACCACAGGAGACCCAAACCCAGCAAGCCGCCCCACCCUCCGAACUGCGUGCGAAGCGGUCGACCAAGAGCCGCCUCUACCCCCACACACCACUUCCUCCCGAGGCCGUUGAGCACUGGAAUGCAGUGCUCAUGCCACAAAUCAACCAAGCUCUUCGACACUUCUACCGCAAGAACCCCGAGUCGGUCGAGAUCUCGCUUGAAUCGAUCGGCGAGACGGCAAAGGAAACAACACCUACCGUUCUCGUCGUCUGUACCUCCGUCUCCAAGGUCAAGGCAAUUCUGAGGCGGAAAAUGGGCGCACUGUUCGAUGGCACGACCGGCUUUGCCCUGAAGGUGUGCCGAGGGCAAGUCCUUCGGUCUCGAAAUCAAGGUACUAAGCGCAGCGCGGCCCACCCAGAGAGUACCGAGCAAGGGGAAGUAGCGGCCGCUAAUGGUAGCUUCCAGGAGCGCCCACUCAAUGGAGCCAGUAUAGGAGCUUGGAUUGGCGAUCGUCACUUACCUCCAGUCAGCUUCGGAGGACUAGUUGUGGUUGAUGAGAAGACAUAUGGCAUGACAGUACACCACAUGCUUGAUGACCCUGAUGCAUCUGCUUCUGAUGGGCCACAGCAGCCCCUUCGCAGCGGAGCAGGCUCCGAGAACCAGGUACAGGACCUGGCUGCCUGGUAUGCGCAGCAGUACCCGGAGGACGACUCCCCCAACUCGGGGAGUAGCAGCGACACUGAAGAUUUCGCGGCCGAGUUCUCCGACGACGGCUCCGACGCCUUUACCGAGUCGGCAGUCACCAGCGAAUACUCGGACGAUGAGCCCGAAGACGAGCAAUAUGGCGAGGUCGGAGACAUACCUGGCGUGGAGCCUGGCUGCGGGGAUGGAUACAUCGUGAGCCAACCAGCGCUUGACGAUGUCGAGGAGGGCUUCUUCGCCAGCUCCGACACGCAGGACGAAGAGCACCUGGACACCUUCAGCCUGGGCGAGGUGUUCGCCUCGAGCGGGAUCCGCCGUCGCAACGAUGACCGCGGCCUGGUUCACGAGAUAGACUGGGCUCUCUUUGAGUUCAAGGAUGACCGAUUGCCCCAAGACAAUGCCAUCCCCGUCGCCGACAGCGAUAUCCCACAGCCCAUACACCCGACCUCGGUAGUGCCAGCUAGCUCUCUGCCGAACCUGGAAGUGCAGUGUAUGGCGCGCACCAGUGGCCUGCAGACUGGGGUCAUACUACCGACACUGGUUUCGGUCAAGAUUUACGGUCGGACGUCGGCGAGUCACACCUACCAGAUCACCAGCAUGCCAGCGGCUGAGAGGAGCCCCGGCGACAAGCCACGACGGCCCUUGGGCCUCCCCGGCGACAGUGGGGCGUGGAUCAUCGAGCGCACCAACGGGCAGGUUUGUGGCCACGUUCUGGCCUGGUCACAGCGCAAGCGGGUAGCGUACAUCUGCCCGAUGGAUGUGCUGCUCCUGGAUAUUGCGGAGACGCUCGAGGCCACGGAGGUGAGGCUGCCCGGAGGGGAGCCCGUGGUGAAGAUGGUGGAUGACAGUGUCAGCGUCGGCGUCAGCGAGCUCGAUGAGGGAUACGGCGAGCCACAUGGUGACGACUCGGACCUCGACGCUGAGCUGCGGUCUAUGGCAGCUGAGAAGCGCCGUAGCCUGAGGAAGGGCAAGGGGUCGAUGAGGGCCAAAGCCCAUAAUAUUGCAGGAGAGGGCGUAGUGGACAGACCAUUGUCGGUGAGAAGCGUGCCCGUCAACAGGGGUAGUGCUGCCCUUGGCGAGAUCGAGCAAGACUUGUCGAGGUUGAGUCUUGGCAACAAGGAGCCCGAGGCAGGAUAUUGGAGGGCAUGA